Bactrocera neohumeralis is the source of this 3095-nucleotide messenger RNA. Its product is annotated as piggyBac transposable element-derived protein 4-like. The transcript has 4 exons. Bases 765 to 3095 code for a protein of 776 amino acids. The record is from RefSeq and is a predicted model, not a curated record. NCBI's taxonomy places the organism in Eukaryota, Metazoa, Arthropoda, Insecta, Diptera, Tephritidae.
GGUAUGUACAUACGUUUUGUAUGGCAAAUGGCAUGCCGUUAUAACCCGGCAGGUACACAUUCAACUAAUCGCUUGCGAUUCAGAUUUUUUUUACUAAUAUACUCACACAUUUGCGUUAUAUCGAUAAUAUACGUAUGCAUGUGUUAACACAUUCGCGUAAAUUGCGGGAAUUCCCGUCAUUCAUGUUUCCUUCAAUAAAACAAUUGCGGGAAUUCCCGCGCUAUUAUCCCGCAAUUUCUUCCGCACAUAUAAAAUUGCUCUUGAAAAAUAAAUGCGGGAAUUCCGGUAAUGGCGGGAAUUCCCUAAUUUGUUCAAACUAUUUAAAAAAAUUAACCUGUAGAAAAAAAGCGGGAAUUCCCGCUCUUCAUUUUUGUAUGGAAAAAUUAAGUGAUUAUCUGGCAGCCACCCGCUAAAUUUAAAUGAACGCGAACGUGUUAAAAAUGGUCAUGGUUAAAAAAACCCUAGCUUACAUUUCUACACGGGCAACCUUGAUAUAGUUUAACAAAUAUACAUACAUACAAGUGUACAUAUUUUCUGGAUUAUUAAGGGUCGCUGAUGAUGUGGUUAGUACUUAUUGUUUUGUGAUUAUAAGGAUUACUUUAGGUUGCAAACAUAAAAACUCAGGCAUAAAAUCGCUAGUACCUGCGCUAAAAAGUAUAAAAUAGGGUUUACCAGUAUUACGGAUUUUAUCAUGCACGUAUGAUUCGAAGUGAAAGGACGUUUCUGUUUAUUUUGUGGAAAUAAAAAAAUAAAAUCAAAGUGAAAUGGCAGAUGGUGAAUGGCUUACUCCACGACAACUAAGCGCACUUUCGUACGAAGAACAGCAAGCAUAUUUUCGUCAAACGCUUGAAGAGAGCCAAGAAGAAAUAAGUGACCACGAUUCAGUAGUUGGUGACGAGGCUUUAGAUGAAUGUGUAGGUGAUAUUGGUGGUGAUGACUCAGACUUAGAAGAGCCCAUGUUACCAGAAUAUGACCCAGAGGACGACAGUGAUUCUGAUGAAGAACUUGAAGAUGCACCAAUUGAAACUGGGGAAUAUUUUACUGCCAGAGAUGGUAAUGUUUGGUCUUCGAUACAACCACAACCUGUAAGAUUCCGUACGCACAACAUUCUAAGAAGUGCACAAUCUGGACCAGUACGGGCAACGCAAGGUUUGACCAUUUCAGAAACGUUCAAAUUGAUAAUGUCAGACGAAAUAUGCGACAUAAUUAUUCGUGAAUCAAAUCGAAAGGCAAGGCAAUUCUUUGAUGAUGACAAUGCAAAACAUCCAACAAGAGAACCGAGAUCAUGGAUUCCCAUAACAGAAAGUGAAUUUGAUGCAUAUUUGGGCGUACUUUUGCUAAGCGGCGUUACACAUUCUGGUUACGUGCAUACGAAAGAUUUGUGGAAUACUAAAUCACAUCCAUUAUAUCGUGCUGCAAUGAGUGUACGACGAUUUUGGGAAAUUAGCCGCUUCAUUCGUUUUGAUAAUGGAAACACACGCCAGCAACGCAAACAAACUGACAAAGCAGCAGCAAUAUCGGACGUUUUUUUGAUGCUAAACAGCUGUCUUCGUAGAUAUUACGUGGCAGGAGCCAACGUCACCGUAGAUGAACAAUUGUAUGCUUAUCGUGGUGGAACUGGCUUCACGCAAUACAUACCAUCAAAACCUGCCAAAUAUGGGAUAAAAGUGUGGUGGGUGUGCGACUCCAUUUCGUCCUAUCCAUUGCAGGGACAAAUCUAUACAGGAAUGGCACCGUCUGGUGAACGUGAAAGAAACGUUGGUGAAAGAAUAGUCAAAGAUUUAUGUAUCAACCUUUUUGAUGGAAGUGGAAGAAAUAUUGUAUGUGACAACUUUUUCACUAGCUACAACUUGGCAAAAUCUUUGAUGAUAGACAAUAAUUUAUCUAUAUUGGGUACUUGCAACAAAAGGCGUACAUUCGUGCCAGCAGCAUUUGCCAACCCCAAGGGACGUGAGGCUGAAUCGUCAAUGUUUGGGUUCUAUAAUCACGUUACGAUGUGCUCGUACGUGCCUAAGAAAAACAAGGCAGUUGUAUUAUUGUCCACUUCUCAUUAUACAACAGAAACGUCCGGUCCUAAGAAGAAGCCAUUGCUUAUAUUGGACUACAACAAAACCAAAGGUGGAGUUGAUAGCAUGGACAUGUGCUUGUCCGAAUAUAGUACCAAGCGGCGCACAAAUAGAUGGCCUUUGGCUUUCUUUUAUAAUAUUGUGGACGUUGCUGCGUUUGCUGCAUACAUAAUAUACGUUGACAACAACACUCACCUGAAGUCAUAUACAAGCCGCCGUAGGAUGUUUCUCCAUCAGCUAAGUGUGCAACUAUGCAAGCCAGAAAUAGAGAGAAGGGCGAAUAACAGCAGAAUAUCCAGAGUUUUUUCAACGCGCAACGCCAUCGAAGCCAUGAUAGGUAGGCCCAUCCGAGUUGUGGAUGCUGGAGCACAUGAAGCGGAGGAGCGUGAUAGUACGGGACGCCUAAAAGUAAAGGGGAAUUGCUACAUCUGCUCCAAACGACGCCCUACUCGUAAAGCAUGCACAUUAUGCAACAAACCGGUGUGCGCAGAGCAUUCCAAAGACUUGCCGCAAUGCGAUAGAUAUUACUAUGGAGGUAGAUACGCCAGUUACAGCCACGCCAACCGCUCGGGCUACCAAUGCGCCACGCACCGGGCCCUCACCAGCGCCCCGAACUGUGGUUGCAACAACGCCGGCCCCUGUACCGGCAACCGCGCCUGCAGCGGUCCUUCAAUCCGUACCUCGCGGUUGCACUCGGCCACCACCACACCCAUCACGGGUUUUGGAAUCCCUAAGGUGCCCCAUCUGUCGGCGCCGACAUCGCCUGCACCAUUGUGGCAUAUUUCGGGGUAUGCGACCCGUGCUAUGGCAGCAAGUUUCGCAGGCCCACGGGCAUUGCCAGAACUGCCUGUCACAUACACAUGUGACUGCAGCGUCGCAGCACGCGAAUUGAACCGGCCACCCAUCCGUCGCGGCCGCGUGAGCGGAACCUCAUCGCGGAGUCGACAGCCUGGGCCACCACCUCGUCGGUCUACGGGGCUGAGCAGCGUUGUGGCUACGCUGCAACAGCUGCAGCGCCUUUUAGGCUAA